Messenger RNA from Nothobranchius furzeri (turquoise killifish), 6126 nucleotides. It is a transcript of the gene pik3cg, whose product is annotated as phosphatidylinositol-4,5-bisphosphate 3-kinase, catalytic subunit gamma. Gene Ontology annotation, cellular component: phosphatidylinositol 3-kinase complex; plasma membrane; cytoplasm. The record is from RefSeq and is a predicted model, not a curated record. Gene Ontology annotation, molecular function: 1-phosphatidylinositol-4-phosphate 3-kinase activity; 1-phosphatidylinositol-3-kinase activity. Gene Ontology annotation, biological process: phosphatidylinositol 3-kinase/protein kinase B signal transduction; phosphatidylinositol-3-phosphate biosynthetic process; phosphatidylinositol-mediated signaling. Lineage: Eukaryota; Metazoa; Chordata; Actinopteri; Cyprinodontiformes; Nothobranchiidae.
UUAUCCACUUCCGGUGGAGUGUUGUUUUACUUUGAACAGAAACGGAAGUCUAAUAAAAGUUAGCUGGCGAGUUUGACAAGUUUGAGGACGAAGCGCAGCGUUUUCGCGAACAAGAUUUUCCCCAUAAACUUUGACAUUUAGAUCAUUUAAAUUUCAACCUGUGAUCCCUUAUUCCGUCUAAAUGCCGACAUUCCCCGGGUCCGUCUCCGCCCGCGUUCAUUGGCAAUGGACAGGCAGCAGAUCCAGGUGAGCGACGAAGAGUGUGAAGUGCCUCGAGAAGAAAUACGGAGGAGGAGGAGAAAGAAAGCCAUCACCUCUUCCUCCUCCAUUUCCAUGGAUCAGAUCACCGUUGAGUUUGUCCUGCCCUCGGCUGCGCGGGGUGGAAGCAGUUCUGACUCUCUGCAGCUAGAGGUGGCUGGGAACUGGACCGUAGAGCAGGUGAAAGCCCAACUUUGGAUGAAGGCAGUAACUUUAAACUUCUGCCCGGACUUCUUCCAGAGGCUCUCACCUGACCACUGCAUCCUUCUUUAUCAGAAAAAAGGCACCAUUUGUGAGAUCUAUGACAAGCAUCAGGUGUUCCAGACAUUGGACUGCAUUCGCUACUGGAGAGCUCUAAAGAAAGAAGUGGGGCGAAUCCAGCUGGUGCCCCGUCCUCAGCCCACGGACGAGUCCCUGCAGUACCAACGUUAUCUGAACCAUCUGAUUGGCUAUGAUGUGACUGAUGUGAGCAACGUCCAUGACGACGAGCUGGAGUUCACACGUAGGAAGCUGCUGACGCCACGACGAGUCGAGCUGUCGGACCGAGACCCUAAACUCUACUCCAUGGACCCUUGGGUCACUCAUAAGCAGCUGCCCGAGCACCUGCUCACCAAGGUGAAUAACGGUUACAUCCUGGUUGUGAUCCAUGUCAGCACUUCCAGUCAGACCAUCAAGGUCUCCAUCGACGACACACCUUCACAGGUAUUGACCAGCUUUUUUGCCAAGACACAAAAUAAAAGGGUUUUGUUGGGAAUCCCCGACAACAUGUGUGAAUCGGACUUUGUGCUGCGCGUGUGUGGCAGGGAGGAGUACUUGUAUGGGGAGAAACCGCUGCAAGAUUUUAACUGGAUUCGUCAAUGCCUCAAGGGUGGGGAGGAGAUCCACCUGGUGCUAGAAACACCACCUGAUCCUGAACUGGACCUGGUUCAGAAGGAGGACUGGGCUCAAGUGGAUGAUUGCACUGGAGUUACAGGUACUCACGAGCAGUUGACCAUUACUGAGAAAGACCACGAGCGAGUGUUCACCAUCUCCAUGUGGGACUGUAACCGGAAGUUCAGAAUGAAGGUGUUGGGCAUUGACAUCCCAACACUCCCCAAAGUGCCUGACUUCACAGUCUUCGUAGAGGCCAGCAUCUUUCACGGACAGCAGCUUCUAGCGCAGGAGAGGACGACGUCCAAAACCUUCAACGAGGAGGUGCUGUGGAACUGCUGGCUGGAGUUUAACAUUAAAAUCAAAGACCUGCCCAAGGGGACACGGCUCAACCUGCAGGUGAUCUGUGGGAAACAACCCCAGAUGUCAAGCUCCAGAGGAGGUUCCUACUACGAAGCCACAUCAGGAACCUGCUGCCCUGAGGGGAAGACCAAGAAUCGUGUUCUAUACUACGUCAACCUGCUCCUCAUCGACCACCGCUCUCUGCUCCGUCAAGGCGAGUUCAUCCUUCACAUGUGGAAGAUGCCGGAGAAAAGUGAAGAGAGCAGCAGCAGCAUCAACGCGGACAAACUCACGUCUGCUACCAAUCCGGAUAAGGCGUCCUCUAUGGCCGUCGCAAUUUCUCUGGACAAGUACUGCUACCCGGUGGUGCUGCCCAAGAGCAGGGAUGUGGGCAGGGAUUGUGGGGCGAUGGGUGAGGAAAGCGAGGGAGGGGAGAGAGGUCAGAGGGAGAUGCCCAACCACCUGAAGAAGCAGUUUGAGGCGAUUGUGUCUACAGAUCCGUUACAUCCGCUUAGUCCUGAGGACAAAGAGCUGCUGUGGCACUUCAGGCAUGAGUGCAUGCGCCAUCCCAGGGCCUACCCAAAGCUGCUGGGCUCAGUCAGGUGGGGGAAACAGGAAGAUGUUUUAUCAACACAUCGCCUGUUGGAGCGCAGCAGUGCAUGGGACACCAGCGGUCUGGAUGUAGGUCUGGCCAUGCAGCUGCUCGACUGCCACUACUCAGAUGCUCAGGUCCGUUCAAUAGCUGUCAGGAAGCUGGAGACGCUGGAGGACGACGAUGUGCUCAGAUAUCUUCUCCAGCUUGUCCAGGCGGUGAAGUUCGAGCCGUACCACGACAGCGCUCUGGUCAGGUUCCUGCUGAAGAGAGCUCUGAGGAGCAAGCGCAUCGGCCAUUUUCUUUUCUGGUUCCUCCGGAGUGAGAUUGCCCAGUCCAUGCACUACCAGCAGAGGUACGCCGUCCUGCUUGAGGCGUACCUCAGAGGCUGUGGUGAGGACAUGCUGCAGGACUUCAGGAAACAGGUGGAGAUGACCGAGGCUCUGCAGAAAGUCACGCGUGAAGUCAAGACCAUGUCUGCUGACAAAUGUGACAUCACGGCACAAGUGGUGUUUCAGCUGCGUCAGAAGUUGGAGACUCUACAGUUGUCUGGUCUGCCAGAGAGUUUCAGAGUCCCUUAUGAUCCAGGACUACGAGCUGGAGCGCUGCUGAUCGAGCAGUGCAAAGUGAUGGCAUCCAAGAAGAAGCCCCUGUGGCUACAGUUCAAACGGGCCGACCCCACCACUCUGUCCAAAGAUCCCAUUGGUAUCAUUUUCAAAGAUGGCGAUGACCUCAGACAGGAUAUGCUCAUCCUGCAGAUUCUGCUCAUAAUGGAGUCAAUCUGGGAGACGGAGUCUCUGGAUCUGUGUCUGUUACCAUACGGCUGCAUCUCUACUGGAAACAGAAUAGGGAUGAUAGAGAUUGUUAAAGACGCCACCACCAUCGCUAACAUCCAGCAGAGUGUCGUUGGAAGCACCGGAGCUUUUAAAGAUGAGAUCCUUAAUCAGUGGCUGCGGGACAAGUGUGUCAGCGAGGACAAGUUCCAGCAGGCUGUGGAGAGGUUUCUGUACUCCUGCGGGGGUUACUGUGUGGCCACGUAUGUCCUGGGCAUCGGGGAUCGUCACAAUGACAACAUCAUGAUCACCGAGUCAGGGAAUCUGUUUCACAUCGACUUUGGUCACAUCCUGGGGAAUUACAAGAGUUUCAUGGGAAUCAGUAAGGAGUGGGUUCCCUUUGUGCUCACGCCAGACUUCCUGUUCGUCAUGGGGACAUCGGGGAAGAAGAGCAGCCCCCACUUCCAGAAGUUCCAGGAUGUGUGUGUGAAGGCCUACCUCGCUCUCCGCCACCACACCAACCUCCUCAUCAUCCUCUUCUCCAUGAUGCUGAUGACUGGUAUGCCUCAGCUGACCAGUAAGGAGGACAUCGAGUACAUCCGUGAGGCCCUGACUGUCGGCCGCAGCGAGGACGAGGCACAGCGCCACCUGUUGGACCAGAUAGAGAUCUGCAGGGAGAAAGGCUGGAUGGUGCAGAUCAACUGGUUUGUUCACCUUGUGCUCGGGAUCAAACAGGGCGUAGAGAAACGCUCCACUUAGGACAAAAUCAUCAAAUCUAUAGACAUGAAGGAAAGUCAGGAAGACUUUCAGGCGCUCAAAUUACAAACAGAUAUUUAAAGUUGGAUAUCAUCUCUGAUAUUGACUUAUUUCUCUUCUACGGAAAUAAAAGUAAACUAAAUGUGAAACAGCUUUUGUUGCACUUUAUGGCCCAAGUUUUAAACUAAACUCAAACCAAAUAUAUUCCUUUAUUUCCUACAUCAUUCAGCAUCACUAUGGAAAUCAGAAGCAGCAUGAGGUCACAUUUCUGAGGUCUGAAGGGUUUUUUAUUGUUCUAAAGGUUUUCCUGAAUAUAUGUAGUGAAUUUUGUUGCUACAUAGAAAUAAUCUAAACCCUUUAGGUCCUUUUUUGUAUUUGUUAAAGUUGAAUUUCUCCUACCUGCUUCCUGACAUUUCAUAUUUGUUCUUUAAGUAACUGCCAGGUAAAUAAUGUCUAACAUUUUCAAAAUUUGGCACAUUAUCUUUCUAAUCUUAAAGGUUGAAUAUGGGACACACACACUGGUAAUGUAACAGAAAACAUUUUCCAGCCGCUGGUUCACUGCUUACACCUUAAGUGACCUGCCAGCACCAUGUCCGGUGACAGGGUAAGGACUAAUUUCUACUACUAAGUUUAAUUUACAACAGUAUAUACUGUUAGAACAUCUCCUGGGCUCAGAAUCAGCUGCUUGACUUUAAAUCUGCCACUUUACCCAGUCCCAGCCUCGCCGAGCUGAGCACAACUGUACCCUCUAGUGGCUGGUAGAUGUAAACAAACAGUGACAGCAUUACAUAAAAAAAAUACAGCUUUAAAGGAAAAACUGUACAUUCUGCACACCUCUGAACGCCCCAUGGAGGUAUUGUUUUAAACAGCUUUAUUAAAAUGUUCCAUAUUCCAGCUUUAAAUAAAAUAAAAAAAAUUCAAAUGUUUGUUUGUCGUAGUCAGUUAAUUUUUUUAAGUUUUCUAGUCAGAGAUUAAGAAAAUGAAGUCCUUUAUUGAUUUAUUAACCAUAACUUUUGUUUAAAGUCCAUUUACAUAUUGUCAUGUUCUGUGGUACUCUUGACCCACGACAUGCAGAAUCAGAGGCGGAAACAGGGAGGUAAGAAAAUCAAUUUAUUUUAGAAUGGAGAACUCAAAGUGCUGCUCAAACUGAUGCAGGAAGUACCAGGAUGUUCUAAAGGAGAGACAAAGGUCAAUAUCCGUGAGAGAUGAUGAGAUGGAUGACUGAAGGUUUAGGCUUACUGUCAGGAGGUGGUUGGAGGGCGUGUGAAGGAACACUGGUUGGUCUGUGAAGAAGGGUUGCAAAGGGGUCUUGAUGAAGAACGAGGUCCAGAGUUUCUGCGUGGUGAGCUUAAAGGGUCAGGCGGUAGGGGGUGCAGCCAAGUUAAAGUAAAGUAGGAGUACAUCCAUUGUCAAAAGGUCUGGAGAAAGAAACAUCAUUGCAUAGGUUUGCUGCCUCAGGUUUUAUUAAGGUAAAACUCCAGAAUGCUCUAAGUGAUCAAAUGAAUUACAUUUGACAAUGAACUUGAUAAAAAAAACUUUUCCAAAACAAAACUUUAAAAUGAGACUUUUGGCUUGUUUUUAGCACCCCCUAGUGUCCAGUCAGUCGAAGCAAAAGUGAAACUUAUCUCCUCGCUGUGCGUUUCGUGUUUUUUAACACCUUAAUCUAAUGCUGAAAAGUCUCCUCAGCCUUCAUUAGUGUCUACAGGGGUGGUUCAUCACUAAAUUAAACAAAUCAGCUGUGGAAGCAGACUGCACCAACAGGUAUGUCAGCUCCACUUUUACUAUGUCCAACAGGAGGCGGCCCACCCUCUGAAGUUGAAAGUGCAAAUUCUAGCCACAAAGUCAAAGUGACAUUCAUUGGCCAUGUAAAGGGUCAGUUUAGCACAUAUUGACUCAAGAAAAUAAUUUAUUUAAAAAUAUGAUAAAGUUGCAUAGUGUGGCUUUAAAAGAUUGCCUGGUGUUGAAGGGCAGCGAAGAAGCCGCUUGUCUCCAUAAAAAAAUAAAUAAAUAAAGCAAGAAAUGGUCCCUGAACAUCCUCCUGCACUGGGCUAUUAAAGCAAAAGUUAGAACCAAGUUGUACCAAGGAAGAAAAUAAAACCCGAGGUUCAGAUCCAACUGGUCUCUAACCUGUUAACUUGUGAUCAGCUCUCAAGAAGCAGAUGAACAAAGAAAACAUCCCUAAAUCCUUGACAACCCCAAGCACUGAUGAUGAGGGAUUGAUUUGGACCAGAAGGUGAGCAUGUUGCAGGGAACCGUGAAGGAGAGACCCAACACUCUAAAUAUUGAAUAAACCCAAUGUAGUUUCCAAUAAAAACCUUUGAAGCUUAGGAAAUGUUUUUCAUUUGACUUCAGUAAUUAUAGAGGACAUCUGAAAUGUUAGGGAUUUUAUCAGUAUGUUUAUCAAUUACCCAUUUCCUGUAGUCGAAGAGAAAAGGAGACAAUGAGACAAGUCAACCAGUUAUAACUGUGGCAUAUGCAUGAGGCAAAAUGCCUCGAACAUCUGGUCAGAGAGAGAGAGAGAGAGAGAGAGAGAGA